Amyelois transitella is the source of this 2688-nucleotide messenger RNA. RefSeq names its product heat shock protein 68. Gene Ontology annotation, biological process: cellular response to unfolded protein; protein refolding. Bases 207 to 2111 code for a protein of 634 amino acids. The record is from RefSeq and is a predicted model, not a curated record. Gene Ontology annotation, molecular function: ATP-dependent protein folding chaperone; ATP binding; heat shock protein binding. The transcript has 8 exons. Gene Ontology annotation, cellular component: cytoplasm. NCBI's taxonomy places the organism in Eukaryota, Metazoa, Arthropoda, Insecta, Lepidoptera, Pyralidae.
CUAGUUGACAAACUCAUGCCAAAGUCACAAACUGAAAGAUUCACACAUUACAAUAAAAUUUUUAAGUGAAACUCCGGGCCAAAUUAAAAUGUUUGAUAAAUUAUUUAAUGAAACUGGUGUCACGUUUUAGUUUAUUUCGUACAGGCGAUAAAUUUUGGAUGCCGCCAUAUGGGGUCUGUGAACCAGCUGAAUUUUGACAAACAACAAUGACUGCCCCAGCCGUGGGUAUAGAUCUGGGUACCACCUACUCCUGCGUUGGGGUCUUCCAGAACAACAAGGUGGAAAUAAUCGCCAACGACCAGGGAAACAGAACUACACCAUCAUAUGUCGCCUUCAACGACACAGAGAGGUUGAUUGGAGAAGCCGCUAAAAAUCAGGUAGCAAUAAACCCCAAAAAUACGGUGUUCGACGCUAAAAGGUUAAUCGGACGGAAAUUUGAUGAUCCAAAUGUGCAACAAGAUAUUAAACAUUGGCCAUUCGAAGUUGUUUCCGAUGGUGGAAAGCCAAAAAUAAUAGUCGAAUACAAAGGGCAAAAGAAAAGGUUUUCACCAGAAGAGAUAUCAUCUAUGGUUUUGACAAAAAUGAAGGAGACUGCAGAGACUUAUCUCGGUGCGAAAGUCAAAGAUGCCGUUAUAACAGUACCUGCAUAUUUCAAUGAUUCCCAGCGACAAGCCACUAAAGACGCAGGCCAAAUUGCUUCGCUAAACGUCCUCAGAAUCAUCAAUGAACCAACUGCUGCUGCACUUGCUUACGGACUGGACAAAGACUUAAAAGGUGAUAAAAAUGUCCUCAUUUUUGAUCUUGGUGGUGGAACAUUUGAUGUAUCCGUAUUACAAAUCUCAGAAGGUUCAUUAUUUGAAGUAAGAUCAACAGCAGGAGAUACACAUUUGGGAGGAGAAGAUUUUGACAGUAGAAUGGUAGAUCAUUUUGCACAAGAAUUUGAAAGGAAAUUCAAGAAAAACAUUAAAGAUAAUCCAAAAGCACUAAGGCGACUGCGAACAGCUUGUGAAAGAGCAAAGAGAACCCUUUCCUCUAGUACAGAAGCUAGUUUAGAAAUUGAUGCAUUGCAUGAAGGGGUGGACUUUUAUUCUAAAAUCACAAGAGCGCGUUUUGAGGAACUGUGCUCUGAUUUAUUCAGACAAACUCUAGCACCUGUAGAGAAAGCUUUGAAAGAUGCUGCGCUCCAUACAAGAGAAAUACAUGAUGUAGUCAUGGUAGGUGGUUCUACUCGUAUACCGAAAAUCCAACGACUUUUGCAGGACUUCUUUAGCGGAAAAACUCUAAACCUUUCAAUCAAUCCUGAUGAGGCUGUGGCUUAUGGGGCUGCAGUGCAGGCAGCUAUUCUGUCUGGUUCUAAAGACACGAGACUGCAAGAUGUGUUAUUAGUUGACGUCGCUCCGCUAUCCCUCGGGAUAGAAACUGCUGGAGGUGUGAUGACGAAAAUAGUGGAUCGAAAUACUAGGAUUCCAACAGCACAAAAACAAACUUUCACCACGUAUGCAGAUAAUCAGCCGGCUGUUACUAUUCAGGUGUAUGAAGGUGAAAGAGCUCUUACAAGAGAUAACAACCUUCUCGGGACAUUCAAUCUCACUGGCAUUCCACCAGCUCCUAGGGGUGUACCACAAAUUGAGGUGACCUUUGACGUUGACGCCAAUGGAAUCCUCAACGUCAAUGCUGAAGAUAGAAGUACUGGUCGAUCAGAACGUAUAACAAUAUCCAACGACAAAGGUAGACUGACCAAGAAGGACAUUGAGAAGAUGCUACACGACGCUGAGAAAUUCAAAGCAGAGGAUGAUGCUGUAAGGAAGAAAGUGGAGCUAAGAAACCAACUGGAGAGUUACGCGUAUGGAUGUAAAACGGCAGUGGAAAACGCAAGUAGCAGAAUAACUGACAGCGAACGAAAUGCAGUGCUGAAAGAAUGCGGUGAUCAACUUCACUGGCUCGAAAAUAAUCCUGAGGCGUCCAGGGCUGACUUGGAAAAGCAUUUGAAGGAUGCGCAGAAGGUCUGCCAGCCAACUAUGAUGAAGCUUCAUGGGUCAGUGGGAGGUGGUGGGCCCAGUUGCGCCCGCCCCCAGAGCCCAGGCGGGCCAAGGGUUGAAGAAAUCGAUUAAACAUUAAUUUAUUCAGAUGUAUUCGAGAGAACAUAUUCUGUUCUUCAUCAUUAUAAGCCACAGUUCAAUGUAUUUCGUAGAAACACAUUAAACGUGAAAUGAUAGGAGCUAAAACUGACAGUCCACAUAAGCAUGUACUGUGGACCACAGAAUAAAGUACAUCACUUACAUAAGGCACUUUGUUUUACUUUUCUAUAUGCCCACUGUACGCUGGCUAGGUUAUACAAAAUAAAGUUUUAUAAAAACAAUAAGAUAUGAUGAAAUUAAUUUAUUACAAAAAUAGAACAAUGUCACAGCAUAUGUGUCAACUUACAAGCAUGUGUGUGUUAUCUUUUAUAUCAUCAUAAUAAUAUAAAAGUAUGAAUAGUAUAGGACUUCAUACAAUCCUUCAUUAAAUAGUAAUCAAUUGCUACAAUGCGACUGUAAUGCGAUUUCUAUUUGUUUAUGAAAAGAUAAAAAUCCUGUUUUAAUUCCCGUCUGCAUACAACUUUACUCCGAUCUUAAAUUUAUUGUCUCGUUCGAGCAAUAAUAACUCCAGUGGCGCCCUCGUUUACAAUUAUCAUUUAAUUUUAACCUU